Salvelinus fontinalis (brook trout) is the source of this 6172-nucleotide messenger RNA. RefSeq names its product reticulon-4 receptor-like 1. The record is from RefSeq and is a predicted model, not a curated record. The transcript has 3 exons. Gene Ontology annotation, molecular function: protein binding. Bases 1078 to 2532 code for a protein of 484 amino acids. NCBI's taxonomy places the organism in Eukaryota, Metazoa, Chordata, Actinopteri, Salmoniformes, Salmonidae. Gene Ontology annotation, cellular component: plasma membrane.
UUGAGUUACAUAAGUUAUUGUGUGUUUUAUUUGACACUGUUCAUUUAUGUGAAUAACAUUGCUCUCUAAACACGAAAUUGGAAUGUAGGUAAUAAUAAGAUAAUUGUAAUGUUUUCCCUUCAAGUGGAGUGCUGAAAUGUCAGACUUUGCCAGCAGACACCGUAGAUAACGGAACGAGCUUACAUAGAGACGGACCGAGAGGGUGCAAUGAUGAGCCAGAGUGGACCCACAGCUCUACUUUCUUUAGUCUACAUUGAGCGCAGAAUGGCGAAAGUCUACAUUUUCUGAGGGAGAGGCGUAAAUUGGAAGGUCCUCACAGAUAAGACCGGAGAACGGCAGGAAUAUUACUGCAGUUCCCAAACACUACGGGAAAGCGCCGGAAUAUAUUAUUGGAGGGAUUUAUACGGAACGAAACUCAUCAAAGUCUACGUUUUUAAUCAGGAUUUGAGGACCCAGCGCCUAAUCCGACUUCAGAGACGAAAUGUGAAUCUAAAUAACUUCUGUUAAUGAAAGAUUUGAACGAAUAUGAUAUGAUCCAUCCGACUUCGUUCGAGAAGGAAUUUAGAUUGCCCUUUUAAAAUUAUUAACUCUCUAUUUGGAGACAGGCUGUGAGCACAGUCGUUUUGCCCAAAACAUGGUGAUAGAUGUUUUGCGUUCAUUUAAAGUGAGUGUAAAAAUGAUGGUUAUCAAGGAUUGAAACGAUCUGUAAGGGGCAUCUCACAAGCCGAACACCAGAGUUAUUUUGCUUUUGAAAGGACAUUUUCAAUGCAUUUCUUCGCAAUGCGUAACGUUACCCUUGCGUAUUUUCCAAAUCCUGCUUGAAAAGAUCCGUCCCAUAGACCAGCCUACUCAACAGGAUGAGAGGAGACUAACGUUCGUUGACAAUUUUAUAUAUCACAACUGAAUGUUUUGGCUGGACGGCACGGUGACAAGAGGAGCUACAUUAGACCCAUCAUAAAACAAAUAAACAUUUUAAACUUUUAUUUUGAUAACUUCGAAACUAGAGAGCGCACGUUUAGUCUGGAAUACAAGAAUAGAUGAUUUUCAAAAGACUGAGGACGACAUAAAUCUUCCACCAUGUUCAAAGGGGGCUGUGGGCUAGAGUUCCUGCUGGUUCUCUGUGGUCUGGAGCUUUCCUGGUCCUGCCCACACCACUGUAUCUGCUACACCGCGCCCAGUACCGUCAGCUGCCAGGCACACAACUUCCUGUCCGUCCCCGAAGGCAUUCCCCCACACAGCGAGCGUAUCUUCCUGCAGAACAACAAGAUCCACCGGCUGCUGCAGGGCCACUUCAGCCCCACCACGGUCACACUGUGGAUCUACUCCAACAACAUCACCUACAUCGAGCCCUCCACCUUCCACGGCUUCGCCCAGCUGGAGGAGCUGGACCUGGGGGACAACCGUCACCUGCGUUCCCUGGCUGCAGACACAUUCCAUGGACUGGGCCGGCUCCAUGCUCUGCACCUGUACCGCUGUGGGCUCAGUGCGCUGCCCAGUAACAUCUUCCAGGGGCUACGCAAUCUGCAGUAUCUCUACCUACAGGAUAAUCACCUGGAGUUCCUGCAGGAUGACAUCUUUGUGGACCUCCACAACCUGAGCCACCUGUUCCUGCAUGGGAACCGUCUGUGGUCACUGCACCAGAACACCUUCCGGGGGCUGGGGGCCCUGGACCGCCUGCUGCUGCACCACAACCAGCUGCAGUGGGUGGACCGCCUGGCCUUCCACGACCUGCGUCGCCUCACCACCCUCUACCUGUUUAACAACUCACUGACCGAGCUGUCUGGAGACUGCCUGGCACUGCUGCCUGCCCUGGAGUACCUGCGCCUCAACGACAACCCCUGGGAGUGUGACUGCAAGGCCCUGUCGCUGUGGGACUGGCUCAAACGCUUCAGAGGUUCUACUUCGUCCGUAGGCUGUCAGGCCCCGGCCGAGCUGGCUGGGAGGGACCUCAAGCAGCUCCGCAAGGAGGACUUCCCCAACUGCUCUGGCUCUGAGUCCCUGCACCAGAGCAAGACCUGGGCCGGGACUGAUAAGGUAUCACUGAAGAAGGAGCCACAUCCAGUGCCACCGCCUCACUCCCACCCCCACCGUCCUCACCACAACGAGUCACCACACUAUCCCUCGCCACCCUCGCCUCUGCCCCAUCCACCCCCGUCUGUAAGCGGGGAGAGCACGGGAUCAGAGGGACAACCUGGGGUGGCGCCCCCUCAGAGGCCAGGCCGCGCUCGGAACUGCACCCGCCAGCGCGUCAGGGGAGGCAAGGGGAAGGGGCAGAAUGAGGUGCAUACCUUAAAGGAGAUGACCGAUAAGGAGUAUUCCUCGCCCGAUUUUGAAGGGGGCAAAUAUGACCACACGUCCCCGGAUGGCACGGUCACGCGAAGGAAGCAUAAGUGCCCUCCCCGGACCACUGUUCGCCCCCCUAGUGGGGUGCAACAAGCCACCAAUAGGGCCACGUUCUCCCAGCCCUUAAUUCAUCUCAAUGCCAUAAUGGGAGCUUUGUUGCCCAUGACCAUUGCCCAUAUUCUCCGCUGACCUAGAGGGAGGGAUAGGUACUGGCUAAACGACAACAGUGCAGUCCUUAGACCUGCUCUAGCUCCUGCACAACAAGGUCUGUGUGUGUGUGUACUUUGUGUGUGUGGUUGUGUGUGUAAAACAUUGUGUAGGGAGCUGUUUAGACUCUGAAAUAGACUUUCAAACAUCAACAUCAAAUGUGGGACGGGGAUGUGUGAGGGAUGGGGAUGUGUGAGGGUUGGGGAGUGAGGAAAGACGAAAGGAAAACAUAGAACACGCUUGCACUGCCACUGUUGCCAUUAUAUUCUCAUUUCCUGUUGUCUUGGUCUCUUUCUGUCUGAGUUCUGUCUUCGACUCUGCUGAAGCACAGAUAACGAAACUUUUGGGGGGGAAAAAGAGAUGGUGAAAUGCAGCAAUUUAGCUAUGAGACAGAUAAGCUCUAAGGAAAAAGUGUUGAAGCCAGCUUUAAUUAUCAGUUCACAGUUUGUAAAUCCUUAUUGUGAAACAGAAAACAGAUGACGUGGUGAAAGAAACCAUCACAGAGAAGUCUAGCCCAAUCUUGUGUUUCAUAUUAUUUGCCAAAUGUUAUUUAUUACAUUCAUUGCCAAUAGCUGCUGCAUAGAAUUGGGCCACAGAGGAAAUCGAGGGUAUUGCUCAUCAACAGGGAGAUAAGCAGGAAGCUGCCCGGUCAUAAAUCAUAAUUCCAUCUCAGAACAGGAAUGUGCAACGCUCACUUCUUAGCAGAAGUCAUGGAAAACUACAGAAACAGCACUGCAAAGAGCAGCACACACACAGACCAGUCAGCUCCAGCUACAGUAUGAUAACUAGGUCACUUCUGCUCCAUGCCCUGGUAACAUUGACCCCCGAGCUACAUAUCUAGGUAUACAUCUUCUGCCUACUUUACAGUAUUUCUACAAUAUUUACAUUCUGCUUUAUUAAUUCCUGCUUCUAAAUGUCCUUUCUUUCUACCUGCUCCAUUUCAUUUUCUACAUGUGCUACUACAUAUUAAGCUAAUAUACCCAAGCUGCUAAUUAUCUUUAUGGAGGUGAGUGGGACUGUGGUUGACUCCCACUUCCUUCAAAAACCAGUGUCCCCCCCCCCAGGAGAAGAAAGCUGUGAAUAUUGAUGGAUCUGUGUAUUUCUUGUCUCAAAUGUUGUUUGUUUGAUUUUGCCAAGACGUAAAGAGGACCUAGCGAUGGAGCCCUAUACAGGGUACACAGCCUUAGGGGUUAAGGGUCAGAUUGGGUAUUCUCAGUUUCCCAGUGAGGCUUUGGGCUUCGCUGAACAGAACACUCUUCAGUGUGGGCAUCCCCUCCUCAUUGAGAACGUGAGGAACAUUUAUAUUGUGCUAAUCAAUGGACAUCAAAGGAAAACAACUGCCCAACAAGACUAUAGAAGAAACAAAAACAAUAUGUGUACCUUAAAUGACUUCUGUAAUGAAUAAAAGAUUAUAAGAGGGGGAAAAAAUGAUUCAAUCAAGCAUGGCAAAACGUGGACCUCUCUUGGAAAUAAUAGAACUGCUAAAAUACCUCUCUCCAUUGACUGCUGUUCUUGUCAAUGGAUGUGGGGAACCAAGAGAAAGACAAUCACUUCUAAAGUAGCAGGGGGUUUAACAGGACCAUGGGCAGACAGACAGACUACUGCUGAACUACUAUCCCCCUGGACUACAGGAGCUUUUGUGCCUCCGCAAAAUACAACAAUAAGUUGACGAUGUUUGUAAUAAUAAUGAUGUUGACUGUACCAUUAACAAUGACAACGAGAGGACUAACUAACUGUAGUUCUAAUAUUAAUCAUUUAUUAUGAGAAUAACAAUAUUAAUGACAUCAUCAACAAUGAAAACAGGGUUUCUGCUCCCCUGAUGAAGGGACAAUCUUUCUUUAAAUUCAUUAACCGUUUCAUUUUUUUUUGUUUGCUAAAAGGAACAUUUUAUAUAACCUUUUUUUUGUUACAUCCUGUCAACCCCUUUAUCGGAUAAAAAUGCACAAUUCAGUUCCCCCUCCUACUGUUCCCUGUCUAUCUCCUGUCUCCUACUGUUCCCCGUCUAUCUCCUGUCUCCUACUGUUCCCCGUCUAUCUCCUGUCUCCUACUGUUCCCUGUCUAUCUCCUGUCUCCUACUGUUCCCCGUCUAUCUCCUGUCUCCUACUGUUCCCCCGUCUAUCUCCUGUCUCCUACUGUUCCCCGUCUAUCUCCUGUCUCCUACUGUUCCCCGUCUAUCUCCUGUCUCCUACUGUUCCCCGUCUAUCUCCUGUCUCCUACUGUUCCCCGUCUAUCUCCUGUCUCCUACUGUUCCCCGUCUAUCUCCUGUCUCCUACUGUUCCCCGUCUAUCUCCUGUCUCCUACUGUUCCCCGUCUAUCUCUUGUCUCCUACUGUUCCCCGUCUAUCUCCUGUCUCCUACUGUUCCCCGUCUAUCUCCUGUCUCCUACUGUUCCCCGUCUAUCUCCUGGCUCCUACUGUUCCCCGUCUAUCUCCUGGCUCCUACUGUUCCCCGUCUAUCUCCUGGCUCCUACUGUUCCCCGUCUAUCUCCUGUCUCCUACUGUUCCCCGUCUAUCUCCUGUCUCCUACUGUUCCCCGUCUAUCUCCUGUCUCCUACUGUUCCCCGUCUAUCUCCUGUCUCCUACUGUUCCCCGUCUAUCUCCUGUCUCCUACUGUUCCCCGUCUAUCUCCUGUCUCCUACUGUUCCCCGUCUAUCUCCUGUCUCCUACUGUUCCCCGUCUAUCUCCUGUCUCCUACUGUUCCCCGUCUAUCUCCUGUCUCCUACUGUUCCCCGUCUAUCUCCUGUCUCCUACUGUUCCCCGUCUAUCUCCUGUCUCCUACUGUUCCCCGUCUAUCUCCUGUCUCCUACUGUUCCCCGUCUAUCUCCUGUCUCCUACUGUUCCCCGUCUAUCUCCUGUCUCCUACUGUUCCCCGUCUAUCUCCUGUCUCCUACUGUUCCCCGUCUAUCUCCUGUCUCCUACUGUUCCCCGUCUAUCUCCUGUCUCCUACUGUUCCCCGUCUAUCUCCUGUCUCCUACUGUUCCCCGUCUAUCUCCUGUCUCCUACUGUUCCCCGUCUAUCUCCUGUCUCCUACUGUUCCCCGUCUAUCUCCUGUCUCCUACUGUUCCCCGUCUAUCUCCUGUCUCCUACUGUUCCCCGUCUAUCUCCUGUCUCCUACUGUUCCCCGUCUAUCUCCUGUCUCCUACUGUUCCCCGUCUAUCUCCUGUCUCCUACUGUUCCCCGUCUAUCUCCUGUCUCCUACUGUUCCCCGUCUAUCUCCUGUCUCCUACUGUUCCCCGUCUAUCUCCUGUCUCCUACUGUUCCCCGUCUAUCUCCUGUCUCCUACUGUUCCCCGUCUAUCUCCUGUCUCCUACUGUUCCCCGUCUAUCUCCUGUCUCCUACUGUUCCCCGUCUAUCUCCUGUCUCCUACUGUUCCCCGUCUAUCUCCUGUCUCCUACUGUUCCCCGUCUAUCUCCUGUCUCCUACUGUUCCCCGUCUAUCUCCUGUCUCCUACUGUUCCCCGUCUAUCUCCUGUCUCCUACUGUUCCCCAUCUAUCUCCUGUCUCCCACUGUUCCCCAUCUAUCUCCUGUCUUUGCCAUGAUUGAAGGGUUCAAUAAGUCGUUAUCAAAGAACAACAGUACAAAAUGUUUAUAAAGAUAUUAAAAUCUAUAUCUUCUUAUGUUAAA